CAAAAAAUUCCAUACUUAAUAUAUUUUGCACCAAGUAUCCACACUUAAAAGUAUGUUAUUAUUAUCUAAUAAAAGGUUAGGGAUAAUCUCCUCUGUUUUGUUCUUGUUCCCUCUCAUUACUCCAUCUCAUUUAAUAAAAAAGAAAAGAUAGUAAAAUUAAGAGAGAAAUAUAGUUGUGACGAACAACUUAAACUACCUCAAACCCCUAAUUCUACCUAAGCAUGGCCACUACUAUUAUGCUAUCCACCUCUUUCUCUUCCACACAUCAUCCACCCCUUUUCCGUCCCUCUUCUUCCCUUCCAUCCUCCAAACCAAAACUCACUUCACAUUCCUUCCCUAAUCCCCCAUGUUGGAACACAAAACCACUCUCUUUGCAUCACACCUUCAACUUCACCUCCCUCGCUCGCUCUCUAACAAAGGACCAAGAAAACUCAACCCUCGUCGGCGAGGAUUCCGCAGUAUUCGAUUUAACCAAACAGAAAAUAACCUCCUGGAUUUACUUCACCGCUGUUUUAGGAGUUGUUCUCUUCGUUCUAAACGUAGCUUGGAUCGAUAAUUCAACUGGCUUCAGCAAAUCCUUCGUCGAUGCUGUUUCACGGCUUUCCGAUUCUCACGAGGUGGUAAUGUUGAUCCUAUUUCUCAUAUUCGCUGUUUUCCACAGCGGCAUGGCUAGCCUCCGCGACGCCGGGGAGAAACUCAUCGGAGAAAGAGCUUUUCGUGUUAUUUUCGCAGGGAUAUCACUACCUUUGGCUGUCACUACUGUUGUGUAUUUUAUUAACCAUAGAUAUGAUGGAGUUCAACUCUGGCAGCUUCAGAGUAUUCCUGGGAUUCAUUCAUUUCUGUGGCUUUCAAAUUUCAUAUCUUUCUUUUUUCUGUAUCCUUCGACCUUUAAUCUUUUGGAGGUUGCAGCAGUUGACAAACCUAAAGUACAUCUAUGGGAAACUGGCAUCAUAAGAAUUACCAGGCAUCCACAGGUCCCAGAAGUUUUUAACCGUGUGAUGCAAUCAAGCACGACGCAGUUUACAAGUAUUUCAGAAACCUCGAGCAAAGAUGGCCUCACUAUUAUUUGCUCAAAAAGAGGAGGAGAUGUGUUUAAGCACAAUCAUUCAAGUUGGCUCCAAACAAUGGCUUCUAGUCCUGAAGCAAUCCAUUUCAAGUUUGUUCCUAUUUCAUCACUUCUCACCGGAAUUCCUGGAAGCGGCUAUCUUAGUCAUGCAAUCAAUUUGUAUUUAAGAUAUAAGCCCUCUACGGAAGACUUACAAUAUUUCUUGGAGUUUCAAAUUCCCAGAGAAUGGGCACCCAUGUUUUCUGAGCUUCCAUUGAGGCAUCAAAGGAAAAAACCUCAUUCUCCUCCACUGCAAUUUAGUUUCAUGUCUCCAAAGCUUCAUAUCAACUCUACACAGGUAGUAAGUGAACAAAAACCCGUGGUUGGCCUCCGAUUAUACUUGGAGGGAAGGAAAUGUGAUAAACUUGCAAUACAUAUACAUCAUCUCUCAAGCCUCCCAAAUACAAUGGAACUCUCUUCAACUACUACUAGUACACCUAUGUGGCGAGGAUCCGACAAUGAUGAAUCGAGUGACCAAUUCGCGGAACCAAUAAGAUGCAAGAGAUUCGCGCACGUCUGCACCUCAUUGGUUAAGUAUGACCCUAACUGGUUGCAAGAAUCAAAUUCAACAGGUGUAUAUAUUGUGACCGGUGCUCAACUUAUUAGCAAAGGGAAUUGGCCGAAGAAUAUGCUUCAUUUGCGCCUUCUCUACACUCACAUACCGAAUUGCAGCAUCAGGAAAACCGAAUGGGCUUCUGCGCCAGAAGCUUCGAGAAAAUCAUCUUUCUUUACAAAUCUGAGCACAACAUUUUCAUUCACACAACAAAGUGUCACUGCUACUCAGAAACAGGCUGCUCCAACUGCACUCAACUCUGGUGUUUAUCCGGAUGGUCCGCCCGUGCCUGUUCGUUCUGCUAAAAUGCUUAAAUAUGUAGAGACGAGCGAGGUUUUGCGCGGCCCACAUGAUGCUCCUGGGCAUUGGUUGGUAAUUGCUGCUAAGCUUGUGACAGAAGUUGGAAAAAUUGGAUUACAGGUCAAGUUUGCAUUGUUAGAUUACUAGUGAUAGAUUAACCGAGACUAUACAUUAAUUAUUCGAUAAAUCUAAAAAGUAAUUCUUCUCUUAUGUAAAUGUAAUUUUUUGAUGAACUAAGUACAUAUUAUAUGAUAGUUUUGUACAGUAUACAAAAUGAUUGGGAGUGAUUGAUUUUCCCAAUAGAAAAACCAAAUGUGGCUAUUCUGCAUUCAUUCAUUUUACUAGUUUGCAAUCAAGAAUUAUCAACCAU
Molecule: messenger RNA, 2328 nt
Organism: Vicia villosa (hairy vetch)
Lineage: Eukaryota; Viridiplantae; Streptophyta; Magnoliopsida; Fabales; Fabaceae
Product: MACPF domain-containing protein At1g14780-like
Exons: 6
Coding region: 222-2105 (627 amino acids)
Biological process (GO): plant-type hypersensitive response; regulation of salicylic acid mediated signaling pathway
Cellular component (GO): plasma membrane
Source: RefSeq, a predicted model, not a curated record